Molecule: messenger RNA, 1353 nt
Organism: Lachancea meyersii CBS 8951
Lineage: Eukaryota; Fungi; Ascomycota; Saccharomycetes; Saccharomycetales; Saccharomycetaceae
Source: the annotation of a GenBank genome assembly
AUGGCGAACGACCGUUUGGUUGGCUCUAAGGACACCCAGAAUCGUGCCAUUUACUUAGGCACUCGAACGAAGCCAAAAAAGUAUACAAUUGAGGACAUUGAGCGUGGUUUUCUCGCAGAUCAAAAUGCUGGCAACUCUGUAGCGCAGACGUGCGCAGAAGCUUCCCAACACCGUGAAGAAGAUCUCCUUGCUGAAGAUGCAGCAAUGAUGGAUGUCUCGGAGGAUUUGCAAGUGCAAACAAUCUCGAAUAUCAUCGGGGAACAUCGACAGCACGACUCGAAUUAUGCAGAUUUGGCAACGAGGACAGACCAGAUGGAUAUGGACGGCACCGAACAAGGCGAUCAGAAAUGUGUAACGGCCUUUGUGGUUGAUACAAACUUCAUAAUUUCGCAUUUGAGCAUAUUGGAGGACUUGCGUACCCUUAGCAUGGAAUACCAACAUCAGAUAGUGAUACCUCGAACCGUUGUACAAGAAUUGGACGGUCUGAAGAACGCCAAUGAUAGAAUCGAAUCAAACCAAUCGAAAUUUUCCGAUUCGCCGACCAUUGGGGCGCUGGCGCGCAAGGCCAAUGACUGGAUAUACACUCAUUUCUCAAACUUGGAUUCCGCAGUUGUUGGCCAGCGUCUCAACCAAAGACUCGAUUACAGCUGCAGGAAAGACGACUCAAUUCUAGAUUGUUGUCUCUACUACAGAGAGAAACUAAAUCUCUUUGUGAUCUUGAUGUCCAAUGACAAAAACUUGUGUCUCAAAGCCCUCACAGAAAAAAUACUCACAGUGUCUUUCCGCCCAGGCAUGUCCGCUGAGCUGAUAGCGACCAGGGUUUACCAAGAAAGAAGUUCCCUUCCUGAAGUCGCCGAGGAGACACCUAAUUUUCCAAGUCACAAUGCCAGCGUUAAUCCCAGCCCGCGGCUGACACCGAACCAGCAGUUGCCGGCUCAGCCUGAAACUCACUUUCAGAAAAAUGCAGAGCUAGUUUACACUGAGAUUGAGGGCAUCGCUCUGUCUGCGAUAGAUCACAUUAUGCAUGUCGAGUAUGGAGAUGAAUUAGAUUUCACCGACUACAAUAGCGCAAACGUUACCAAUCUCCGAGCCUGUUGCCGGUGCGUCGCCAAAUUCUGGACAUCCGUGUUUGGUGCAUACUUUAAAGGCACGGAUAUUGGAAAACAAGCAUGGAAGACACCUGGAUCUUCUUUAGUGAAGAUUCCAUCAAGUGUAACGGAACUGGAGCACUUUGUUGAAUUUUGGGUAUUCGCACUUCAGUGCUUUUACAAAGAUCGUGACAAUAGCCAAAAGGAAGCCUUAAAUGUACUAUCAGAUCGGUGGAAUAAUGCCUGUCUUUCGCAAGAGCCUUGA